Molecule: messenger RNA, 3702 nt
Organism: Panicum hallii
Lineage: Eukaryota; Viridiplantae; Streptophyta; Magnoliopsida; Poales; Poaceae
Product: pentatricopeptide repeat-containing protein At3g58590
Exons: 3
Coding region: 96-2087 (663 amino acids)
Biological process (GO): RNA modification
Molecular function (GO): protein binding; RNA binding
Source: RefSeq, a predicted model, not a curated record
GACCGCGCGCGCGCCGCGAUUCAACAUUUCAACCCAACUGCGCCGCGCGCCUCCCGCCAGCUCCCUCAUGCCGCGCCCGCCGCCUGCUCGACGGGAUGCGACCACCGCGCCCGAGCCCGCCGCCCUCGGCUUCCCUCUUCAACUCCCUCAUCGCCUCCCGCGCCCGCGCCGGCCGCUCGGCGGACGCCCUCUCGCUCCUCGCGCGCAUGCUCGCGGCCGGGGUCGCCCCGACCGCGUUCACCUUCGCGCCAAUCCUCUCGUCGCCUUCCGCCACCGCCUGCUGCGCCGCGCAGCUGCACACGCACAUCCUCAAGAGAGGGUUGCUCCACUGCGAGCCUUACUCGGGGACCUCGCUGGUGGGGUUCUUCGGGCGGAGCGGACGGCUCGACGGAGCGCUCAAGGUGUUCGGUGAAAUGACGGUGAGAAGCGUGGUCACCUGGAACUGUCUCAUCUCUUCGUUCGUGCAGUUUGGACGCUCCCGCGAUGCCCUGUUCUGGUUCAGGGAGCUCGUGAGAAGCGGUGAUGGCUUAUCAGACGGCUCUCUUGUUGCAGUGUUGCCUGCGUUUGGGUCGCCGGAGCAAGUUCAUGGUCUCGUGAGGAAAAUCGGAAUGGAUUCCUUCUCAGAAGUUGCAAAUGCAUUGUUGAAUUCAUACUGCACUUGCGGUGCUAUAUAUGUGGCAGAGAAGAUGUUCAAUGAGUUGAUGUUUAGAGAUGUGGCUUCUUGGAAUACAAUGAUAACUGGUUUUGCUAAGAGCAAUGUCCCAGAGAGAGCUUUUGAGCUUUUCUUGAGUAUGCAACGCCAGGGUGAUUUGCCAAAUGAAACAACAUUUGCCAGUGUUUUUUAUGCCUGCGCCAGUAUGAAUGGACAUGAGCAUGGGAAGUUUAUUCACGCAAAAGUUAUCAAGCGAAAUCUCAAUACAAGUGUGUUUCUCAACACCUCACUGGUCGAUUUCUAUGCAAACUGUAUUGGUUGGAGGGAUGCACAUAAAAUAGUUGAAGAGAUUCCUGAGAAUAGCACCGCAUGUUGGAAUGCUCUAAUUUCUGGUCACUCCGAUAGCGACGGUCCUACUUCUUUGGUUAUUCUGAGAGACAUGUUACGAUCAGGGAUUAAACCGAAUGAAGUUAGUUUUUCUGCAUCUCUCAAGGAUCCUUCUCUUUUGGAUCUCCAGCAGAUUCACUCGUUAGUGACAAGAUUGGGUCAUGGUGAUAAUGACUAUGUUUCAAGUGGUAUCAUAUCAUCGUAUGCUUCACAUGGCAUUGUUUCCGAUGCCUUGACUUAUGGAGUUGCACUGAAUCCUGAUUCUUGUAGUGUCUCCAUGAAUGUUUUAGCUGGGGUGUAUAAUAAAGCUCGCAUGUACCAAGAAACUAAGGAACUACUUUUACAUCAGCAAGCUAGAGAUACUACUUCAUGGAGCAUACUUAUUACUGCUUGCGCACGCAGUGGUGAUUAUCUUGAAGCUUUUGAAUUUUUCAAGCAGAUGAAAAUUAUGGGGUACCAUGUCGAUAACUAUGUAUUUGUGAGCUUGCUGAGCAUUUGUACAAAAAACAACAGUCUUGAUCUUGGCAAGUUGAUUCAUGGGCUUAUCAUCAAGACCAUUUCCGGUUGCUGUGACACUUAUGUUGAUAAUAUGUUGCUAGAUAUGUAUGCUAAAUGUGGUAGAAUUGAAGACUGUCUCAAAGUUUUUGAGGAAAUGAAAGAUAGGAACCUUAUCUCAUGGACAGCCGUGAUUUCCGCCCUUGGACUUAAUGGGUUUUCUCACAAGGCCUUGGCAUGGUUUAAAGCCAUGGAAAAGGACGGCUGCAAACCUGACAAAGUAGCAAUUCUAGCAGUUCUGUCAGCUUGUAGACAUGGUAGACUUGUGGAGGAGGGGAUGAAGAUAUUCAAAAAUAUGAAAGCUAAUUAUUCAGUUGAAGCUGAGAAGGAGCAUUACAUUUGUGUCGUGGACAUGCUGUGUAAGUGUGGUCAUUUGAAGGAAGCUGAGGUUGUGAUUAGAGGCAUGCCGUUCCAACCAAGUACUGUCAUAUGGCGCACAUUCCUCCAAGGAUGCAAGACAUAUGGUGUAACUGAAGUACAAGUGUUUUGCUAGCAGCGAAUCAAAUAGAAUUCCUCUUGAUAAACUGUAGAGGUGUAUGUGUUUUUUUUUCAUAUUAACCUAUCGAUCUUUUUUGCUGUUAGUUCAAUAUUUAGAAUGUACGAGAUCAAGUUCAUUUUUGUUGGAUUUGCACAUAAUGAAGGUACCACAAGAAUAGAAGAUAUAUAAUAUCAUCACACCUGUUUUGGUCCAUCCAUUUAGAUGUUGACUUAUGCAUUCUCAUUGUUGAAGGUUUUCUGGUAGAUGCAGUAGCAUUGUGGUUUGCAUCUUUGUUUCCCCAAAAAUUCAUGUUCUUUAUUAAUAGCAUCUUAAGUUGGUUAACUAAAAGACUUACCCAGUGUUGAAAGCUCGCAUUUUAUACUUACCCAGUGUUGAAAGCUCGCAUUUUAUACUUCAAGGAGGCUGAUUUGAGCACAGAGAUCUCUAGGACACAAGUUUAGAGAUUCUACCACUGCACCAAGCCCACCCUCUUCUAGGUCACAAUUAUUAUCAAUCUCACAUCAUGCUGCUUCUCAUCCUGCAUUCCACCUUGCUUUGUGUAGCAGCAAGAAUAAGGAGGCAUCUAUGAUGUUUCCAUCAUGAUUAGGCUAGGGCAAGAAGGAUGUCUGCUAUUUUGGUAACCUGGGAACAUAGCCCUCAAGAUCCAGCCAUUUACGUCUUCAAUGACAAUGCACUGCCUUGGGCACUUGAAUCUGAUCUUUGUCCUUUGUGAAGGUUAAAAGGGAAGGGAACGGUGCAUUCCAAGUCUCCGAGAAGCUAAAUGGAAAUGAGUACCAAGGUAGGCAUACCCCAAGUAUGGGAAGGUCAGCCGGUUGUUGCAAGUUAGGAUGUGGCUAAUCGGUUGCAAAGAAUACAAAGCAAGUCUAGGACUGAGACACCUACUGACACUCUGAGGUACCUGGGGCUUUUGACGAAGCAUGCACAUUAGCAAGGCAAUAAGGGUUAUAGCGCAUCCAAGCAAAGGCUUUUUAUUGGUAUUGCGUUGCCUUCCCGCUGGCACUGUCUGCAUAGCGACAAAGGUGUUCGUUAAGUAAUCGUUGGUGAUGGUGCACCUCUUGUCUUGAUACCUGAAAGGUGAUUUGGUCAAAGAAUUCAAAGCGCUUUCUCACUCUAGACUUGCACAUUAUCUAAUGGGUGGUGCAGAUACCUGCAAUUACUUAUCAAAAUAAGAUAGCAAAAUUUAAUAGUUCAAGAGCACUCCAACUUACCAAAUCAAAGUGGCAUUUUCCAUGGUGUGGCGCCGUGGUACAUGAUGAAGCCUGUAGCUGUGACCUCUACAUGACCCAUUUGCACUCAGUGUGCGACUUCCUGGCGUGUUUGCCAAAGUACCAUCUCUGUGGUACAUGCUUGAAGGCCCCAUCUCAACAAGUGCAGGCAGGAUCAGAUCAGCAGUUCUGCCUCCCAAGUCCCAAGGGUGGGCUGAGACUGAUUGCGCCUGCCAGUGCCAAGUUCGUAAUGUAUAGUGUGCUGCUAGGUCUCUCGGUUUUACUUGAACUCAGGGCUCGGUGUUUGGUUUUGUUACCUUUGGAUUCUUCUUGUUUUUUAAAUGUUUGGCUGUUGAUCAUGCCAUUACACAAAGGCAAAAUUGCCUCCAUACACGUUGCCUGAG